This is a messenger RNA of Patiria miniata (bat star), 3124 nucleotides long. RefSeq lists its product as uncharacterized. The transcript is spliced from 14 exons. Lineage: Eukaryota; Metazoa; Echinodermata; Asteroidea; Valvatida; Asterinidae. Bases 176 to 1945 code for a protein of 589 amino acids. The record is from RefSeq and is a predicted model, not a curated record.
UUAGCAAUAGCAUCUUCUUCUAAGUUCUUGCCCAGCUGAGUUUCCUUACAAAGUUACAUAACAACUUAGCAUGAUUGGGUUGAAUAAAUGAUUCUAUCCAACUCCAAGGACUUUUUAAGGAGUCCGUAUAAUGUAGAUGGUGUCGCCGUCGUGAACUUUAACCCCACCUCAGGCCAUGGCUGGCAGCAGAAUACCUACAGCUCUCUGCCGAUGGCAUGCUAGAAUACCCCAUCACUACCACACAGCUACCAGGCCAUAUCUGACCACCCGACCAUUCCUACCAAAUCACUGCCCACGAAACCUUCCUUCCUCGAGGCUGGGAUACCCUCAAAUCAACCACUUUGGCACGUCGGCGUCACCUAGGCAAGGGGCGGUAUCCGGACGAUCAGAAUCCAGAAUUCGACUGUCGUGGCUGGUUGGACUGGGUUCGGCCUUGCUCGGUGGUCUGGUGUAUUUGAACACUGAUCAGGGUCAGCGUAGGAGGAUAGGCCUGCUGCUGAAUGGUGUUGGGAGGUUUUUGUACUCAGCAUCAGUAGGGUUGACAAUCUCUUUGGACUACUGGUGGUCGACACGUUGGCUGGACGAGGGGCAUCCAGAGUACAGCGCCCUCUGGGCAGCCUGUCACCAACGCGCGGCCGACCGUCUGUUCUACGGCUGCAUCAAGUGUGGGGGCCUGUAUGUCAAGCUGGGCCAGGGCCUGGCCACAUUCAAUCACAUCCUCCCGGCCGCGUACAUAGAGACGCUUCACAAGUUGGAAGACUGCGCACUGGUGCGUCGUCCAAAUGAGCUGAACAGGCUCUUCAUGGAGGAAUUUGGGACCACCCCUGACAAGCUCUUUGCCGAGUUUGAGGAGGAGCCUAUUGCCGCUGCGAGUCUCGCCCAGGUGCACCGGGCAGUCACCCACGACAACCAGACGGUAGCUGUGAAGGUGCAGUACAUUGAUCUGAGAGACCGUUACGACAGUGAUAUCGGGACUCUGAAGCUGCUGCUAGACCUGAUUAGCUGGAUGCAUCCGUCCUUCAAUUUCAAGUGGGUCCUUCAGGUUCUUAAAGAUGACCUGAGGUGUGAGCUGGACUUUGAACACGAAGGAAGGAACGGAGAGCGUUGUCAACAAGACCUAGAGCACCUCAAGUUUGUAUCGGUGCCAAGAGUUCUGUGGGAGUACACCACUAAGAGGGUUUUAACAGCUGAGUUUGUGCACGGUUGUAAGGUCAACGACAAGGAAGGAAUAAUGCAAAUGGGCUUGUCGUCCGCCGAUGUCAAUUCAAAGCUCAUCCGAGGCUUCUGUGAGCAGAUAUUCCAUUCAGGCUUUGUGCAUGGCGACCCCCACCCAGGCAACGUUUUUGUUCAGAAAGGUGCUGAUGGUAAAGCCAAGCUAGUUUUCCUGGACCAUGGUCUCUACCAGGAACUAGAGGACAGUCAUAGAGUGGCAUUGUGUGAGUUUUGGAGAUGCCUGAUUGGCCAGGAUGAGCACGGAAUGGCAGUCAGCGCUGCUAAACUGGGAGUUCAAGAUAUCAAAACCUUUGCCGAGAUAAUGACGCAGCGGCCGUACAAGCUGAGCUCCAGGUUGACUGAGCAAGAAUACAUGGCCAGCCAGGACUUUGAUCAAAUCAUGACGGUGCUGAGACAAAUGCCUCACUCAUUGCUGCUUGUUAUCAGGAACUUAAACACCAUCCGCGCAAUAAACGUCGAGCUGGGAAUGUCUGUGGAUAGAUACACAGUGAUGGCUAGAUGUGCUGCUGGACAGUCAUCGCUGAGCCUAUCGCAACAGCAGAGCAUUGUGGGAAAGGUCAUAGGUUACUAUCGCCGGGGUAUGUUGGAACUGAGACUUUGCGGGACAUACAUCAGCAACUUGGUGACCAUUUACAUCUCGCACAUCCUCCGCCUCCUGGGCUGGAUGUCCAAGGAGGCCGAAGAGCAGCUGACCAUCGCCCUUCGGUCUUGAAGACAAGACACUGCAACUAAGUGUAUUAGGUGCGUGCACAGGAACAGUUGUUGGGCGGUGUAAACCUCGCUGUUCACCCAAUUUUCGAUUGGCGUAUCAGAGAACUAAAUUCGUGUAGUGUUUGGAACAUCUGAGGGUGAUCCAACAUUUUUGACAAUGUGUUCAAAUGUCCCUUCCAGUGGUCUCUCCCAACUCUCCUUUUGUAACCGUUGAGGGGGUACUUGUGUGUACAUAGUUCAUACCAGCAGAACAUUAGCAUUGCCUCUAAGAUGGCCGCUUUGCACAAGGUCAAUAAGGGUAAGUCUACAACAGAAAAUGGUACUGUAGAGCUUUCAUAACAUACAACCACAGACAUCUUUCAAAUGAGAACAAUAAUGCUCAACAAACAGACUUGCCAGUGCCAAAUAAAAUGGUCCUUUUCAAUUUUUCAAGUACUUUCAAAUGCUGCAUUUUGCAUACUUGGUAUGGACAAUAGUUUAGUACAUGUAUGUACGUAAUAAUUGAAGACAUAGCAGCUGACGGUGGUCCAUUGUCAGAAAUAUCCGAGUACUCAUCUGUAAUCUCAGUACCUAAACUUUUAUUUUUUAGCAGAUUUUUUUCAAGGCUUGCAACAGUUUCUUUUUCUUUUUAUUAAUUUGAUCAUUUUUAAUCUAAAUGUAGAUUUAAGUAAAGGAAACGUAUCUUUAUCAGUCAGGGGUCAGUUUAUUUUCCGCCAAAGUUUACUCAUUUUACUUAUUUUUGCAGUUGUGGGUGUGUAUAAACUUGUAAUUUUGAUCGUAAUUUUUGCAAACUGAAGUAUUUCAGUAUUUGACUUUAUAUUUGGUGAUUUUUAAAAAAUUUUCCAGCCAGAACUGAAUUGAAUUGAAUUGGGAUAUCGGUUUUAUAGUUUUAAAAUGAAAGUUUUGCAAAUAAUUAUUGUGUGGCUGCCUUUCAAUAUUUAUUGUAUUAUUCAUGCAACUGGUUGCUCUUUUAAAACCAACAACGAUUAUUGCUUGUAUAAUAAUGCUGCAACAUUUUUAUAAUGAAUACUCAAGUACUAAAUGCUAAAUGCUUUUCUUGUUAUUCAAAGCGUCUGUUAUGCCUGCCUGGGCACGAAAAUAAUUGUAUUGUUUUAAGAAACAAGGUAAUUUGUUAUUGAUUUGAAAACAAAUCAGAGUAAAGGAGGUGAAAAAAAGGAAA